Molecule: messenger RNA, 1106 nt
Organism: Thamnophis sirtalis
Lineage: Eukaryota; Metazoa; Chordata; Lepidosauria; Squamata; Natricidae
Source: RefSeq, a predicted model, not a curated record
GUUGAAUCACACUGGAUAUGAAGCUCCGCUGUAUUUAACUAAAUACCUUGCAAAAGAAGAUGAUCCAACAGUGUGGACAAUGGCUUUGGAUGCACUGGGCAUUUCAAACAGGGGUUUUCUUCUGAGAGAUCCUGAAUUAUUUCCAGUUGUAAAGCAAUAUUUAUUACCACGAAUAAGACCGAUAUUUCAUUACUAUGCAAAUCUUUUUCGUGAGAGCCCUGAAGCAUUGCAGAUGAACCCAUACAUCAUACAUGAUAUAGAGGGAAUUCUUAGAACAGCAUGCUGGUUUGGACUUCGCGACUGUUUAGACCUAGCUUCUGAAUUCUUCAACAAGUGGAUGAACAAUUCCAAACAUGAGGCUCCUGUUUGUUUUAGCUCAACUAUUUGUUGCUAUGGUGUUUCGUUGGGGAAUGAGGAAGAAUGGGAAUUUUUAUGGAACAUUUUUCAAAAGAAUGAGACUGAAGAUGAGUACAAAUCCAAUAUAUUAUUUGCCUUGAGUUGCACUCGCAUUCCAUGGUUACUUCAAAGAUACCUACAUUCUAUCCACAACUAUAGGACGAAUGAACCAUUUGUUGUACUCAGAGCAAUUCACUAUGUGGUCAAAAGUGAGAUUGGAUUUUGGACAGCGUGGACAUUUAUGUCAGAAAAUUGGUCAGAUCUGUCCUUUGGGCUCACAAUGGAGGGUCUCAUGACCACUAUCACUACUGACAUUCAAAUCCAAAUGGUACAAGUAUUUCUUAAUAACACCCUUGGACCUGAAGAAAAGAUAGAGGCUACAGAAACAAUGAUGAAAGAAAAAUAUGAAAAUGAAAAAAUAAAAAAAAUCUUAACCAGAAUGGUCAUGUGGUUAAAGGAAAAUAUGGACAAUUAAUAGCUGAGCCAUUUCUUUUUUUAAAAAAGAUAUCUUCAUAAAAUUUCCCGGAUUAAAAAGAUGUUACUUUGGUUAUUCAUACAAUUGUUUUUCUGUGCAAUCAAUAAACCACCAUUCAGGGCAAACCAAACUACUUGUAUUAAAUACAUUGUUUUCUCCUAGGACCAAUAUCUACAAAAACAUUUGCAUAUUUUGUGAAAUUCUUCCUCUGUAAGAAUGCAUUUCCAGAUGCUAU